UCCACACCUCCGAAGCAGACUCCUGGAAGCUGCGAACAGUCAAUCAUGCAAGCUACUUAAACUUUUAUAACCGGCUUAUGUCCACUCCAUUAGCAGCAAGUCAAUGGGAGGCUAUAACGUUUGUAUUACAAGGGAUAAGGAAAGACCGUAUUGUGAAAAUCAAACAAAGUGGAUUUUUAACACAAACACCAACUUCAGACGGUAUAGUAAAGCCUGCGGAUUUAGUUACCUCACUGAAGAUCAAAAGAAGAUAGAAGACUUCCAAUUGUAGGCCGCUCAAAUACGCAGAUAUACUGCGAGUAUUCCGGACAGAACAGCUUUCAACUGUCAAUCCACUUCACUGAUCAAACAUGGAAGGAGAGGGCAAGGGGGUGACGUUCCAGCUGAUGUUGGCAGUGGGAACAGCUGCGAUUGGCUCUCUGCAGUUCGGCUACAACACAGGGGUCAUCAAUGCUCCGCAAAAGGUCAUCGAGACGUUCUUGAAUGACACAUGGAACCACAGGUAUUCUGAGCCCAUCCCAGCCGCUUCCCUAACCACCCUGUGGUCUGUCUCCGUGGCCAUCUUCUCCGUCGGAGGCAUCUUUGGCUCCUUUUCCGUCAGCCUCUUCGUCAACCGCCUGGGCAGGAGGAACUCAAUGUUCAUUGCAAACGUUCUAGCAUUCAUUGCAGCGGGUUUCAUGGGCUUCUCCAAGAUGGCAGAGUCAUGGGAAUUACUGAUCAUAGGGCGCUUCAUUGUGGGUCUUUACUCCGGCCUGUCCACUGGCUUUGUGCCAAUGUAUGUUGGGGAGAUCUCUCCCACCCCUCUCCGGGGUGCUCUGGGCACUCUGCACCAGCUGGGCAUCGUCAUUGGAAUCCUCAUGGCACAGGUGUUUGGGAUCGAAUCAAUCAUGGGGAACUCCACUAUGUGGCCCUUCCUGCUGGGCUUCACUUUGAUCCCGGCGACCCUGCAGUGCAUGCUGCUCCCUUUCUGCCCCGAGAGCCCUCGUUUCCUCCUUAUUAACCGCAACGAAGAGAUCAAGGCUAGGGAAGUGCUUGAGAAGUUGCGAGGCACAGAGGAGGUAGGCACUGACAUUAAUGAGAUGAAGGAAGAGAGCCGGCAGAUGAUGAGGGAGAAGAAGGUGACCAUCUUAGAGCUGUUUCGCUCGCCCAUCUACCGCCAACCCAUCUUCAUCGCCAUCAUGCUCCAGCUCUCUCAGCAGCUGUCUGGCAUCAACGCUGUUUUUUACUACUCAACUAGGAUCUUUGAGAAGGCAGGGGUCUCUCAGCCAGUCUACGCUACCAUUGGAGCUGGAGUAGUCAAUACAGCCUUCACUGUUGUGUCCCUAUUUAUUGUAGAGCGUGCAGGGCGAAGAUCCCUUCACCUUACUGGCUUACUCGGAAUGGCCUUCUCAGCGGUUCUCAUGACUGUCGCCAUGUCACUUCUGGACCAGCUGCCAUGGAUGUCCUACGUCAGCAUUGUGGCCAUCUUCAGCUUCGUGGCCUUCUUUGAGAUUGGCCCUGGACCCAUCCCCUGGUUCAUUGUGGCUGAGCUCUUCAGCCAAGGCCCUCGGCCGUCUGCCUUUGCUGUGGCUGGAUUCUCCAACUGGUCGGCUAACUUCAUAGUGGGCAUGACCUUCCAAUACGUUGAGCAACUGUGUGGUCCCUACGUCUUUAUCAUCUUCACUGUGCUGUUGCUGGGCUUCUUCAUAUUCACCUACUUCAAAGUUCCUGAAACCAAGGGACGGUCGUUCGAUGAGAUCUCAGCCGGAUUCCGCCAUGAGGCUGGACAGGCAGGGGACAAGUAUGCGCCUGACGAGAUGAAUAGCCUGGGUGGAGCUGACUCCCAGCUCUAAGCACCCUAACACCUACCAACCUACCUACCUGUUCCUGAAAGAAUGGGUGGGCAAGAUUUCAUUGGGCAUUUCUAAUAUAGGCACGAGGGCCUCUCCUAUAGGCUUACCUCCCCUGCUCUCAGAUGUUAACGUUUGACUGCUAUGAGACCAGGGUUCCGUGAGGGACGCUGAGAGUGUUCACAGGAGGUAGAGGCUCCUCUUGUGGCCCCAUGGGUAAUAUUGGCAGAUGUCCAUGGCCUUUUCUCAUUUGGCUGAAAAGUCUGUCCUCCACCCUCUUUCUUCAUCUUCUGUUAGCGCAUGAGUGGGGAUGGAUCGUCUCAUUUCAAACACUUUUAAUCUUGUAUUUCUUGCUAUUUCAUAGGAGUAUAUGCUUGGCAUAUGAUAUACUCUUCUGUUACUGAGGAGCAAUGAACAAUCUUGGUUAAGCAUUUUGUUCACUCCUAAAUGAAAAAAAAUCUUCAUUACAAAUAACACUGUUCAUGGCUGUUUUCAAAUAUAUUGCACAAAAUUAUUUUGUUUGUUAUGUUAAGUGUUUAUUCACCCUAACAAUAAGGACUAGCGGGACUACCUAAUGCUUGUAUAUAAUGGCAUACCAAGAUCAACGCAAUACUAAUAUCAUGAUAAUAAUUUGAAUAAUUUGCAAGCUUUCAUUUACGUUUUCCAAUGCUCUUGAUCAUUGCAAAGACCUGACAAUAUGGGUCUAGUAAUAACAGAGCACACCUUUCUCUGAAAAUAACCUCACAUUUUCUCAACCAUUUGGCGCAAUAAUUCUGUCCAUUUGAAUUGAAAUGAAAUGUGAUUUUUUUCAAGCACCAUUGUCUUUUUAGACAUGUUAUUAUUAAUGUAUAGCAAAGAAAUAAACACUGGUAGAAACUUGAAAAUUACAAAAUGAGAUAACGUCAACUACUUCAAUAUGUAAUUGAACUGUAUUGAACUGUGUUUUGUCAUUUUAAUAUAUUUACCACCCUGAUAUGUAGAAAUACAAAAGGCUGUUCACAGGGGUAUGUUUUUCAAAUGAAAUAUUGGGCAGGAAAUGUAAUGUGAUUAUGAUAUUGUCAUUUCAUCUAUAACCUGGAGACUAUGAAUCAAUGUUAUGAAGUAGUACAAUGACAUCACCAAAUAAUGUGUAUAUUUAUACAUUUAUAAUAGUAAAUGUUAUACACUCCUUGAACAUAUGGAUUUUUGCAGUGUCCUCUGAUUUUCAGAAGUUUUUGCAGCUGAUAUCUGUCAGUCGGCUGAAGCUAGCCAUUUUUUAUUGAAAUAUUUGCAUUCUGCUUUUGUUUGACCAAUUCAGUGUAGGUUUCAGGUCGUUUGUGUUUGUGUGUGUUUGUGCAAUUGUUUGUGUGUGUGUACACCCCUAGUAACUGCUUUAGGUAUAGUGACUUUUUCUGUAGUUUUUGACACUUUCUGUAAAUAAAAUACAAAACAAAUAUUGUAGUUGUAUAACCAGAAUAUGAGUUAAAAAUAUUAAUAAUUUUCUAAAAUGUUUCAGUGAGCUGUACAAUUAUAUUAUGUACUGUAAAGAAAACGAUAAUCUGUGUGUAGACUAGUAUAUAGAAGUAGAAAGAUAGUAGAUUUUUGUUUUCCUCUAUGUAAAAAGAAAUGAUGUGCCAAGACUAUUCUACUUGCAGUUCUUCCCCUUUCUUUAUGAGAUACUGUACGGUAGAUACUGGAUAUUGGGCUCAAUUAAAACUAACUGUAUACAGAAAACCACUGUGAUAGGCUUUACUGUUUUUCAGAUAAUAAACACAUUCUAAUAUAUUUGGUUAGUUACAGAAAUAAUAUUCAAAUAUACUUAAUGUAUGUUUUUUACAUGUUAUGUAACUGUAAACAAUAAUUUUGUGUCA
This is a messenger RNA of Esox lucius (northern pike), 3679 nucleotides long. RefSeq names its product solute carrier family 2, facilitated glucose transporter member 1. Gene Ontology annotation, biological process: response to insulin; monosaccharide transmembrane transport. Bases 351 to 1832 code for a protein of 493 amino acids. NCBI's taxonomy places the organism in Eukaryota, Metazoa, Chordata, Actinopteri, Esociformes, Esocidae. Gene Ontology annotation, molecular function: hexose transmembrane transporter activity. The transcript is spliced from 10 exons. The record is from RefSeq and is a predicted model, not a curated record. Gene Ontology annotation, cellular component: basolateral plasma membrane; apical plasma membrane.